AUGCCGUGUCUAGUCUUCAAGGGCGCCGAUCCCAUCCAGCUCUGCCACCUCGUCACACGACCUGCCCACUCCAUCAUCAACCAAGCCUUUGAUUCGCGCUUGCGUCUCGACGCUACCCGUGCCGUCAACGGAGACGGCUUUGGUGUAGGAUGGUAUGACUCCAAGCCAGAUCCUGAGCUGGGAAACGCUCCAUGCAUCUUCACCUCGGUCACCCCAGCCUGGAACAACCAGAACCUGCAACGCAUCGCCGAAAAGAUCAAGUCUCCUCUCGUCUUCGCUCACGUUCGUGCAUCCACGGCAGGUGCUCUUUCCGAGACCAAUUGCCAUCCUUGGAGGUAUGGCCGGUUGAUGUGGAUGCACAAUGGUCAAAUUUCGGAGUUCUCCAAGAUCAAACGCAAGGUGCUCGCCUCUCUGCCCGAACCGCUCUUCCUCUUUCCUCAAGGACACACCGACUCCGAGUUUGCCUUUGCCGUCUUCCUUAGCCACCUGGGCAACCCACUCCAGACCGAACCGUUCUCGUACAAGGAGCUUCGGGAUGCCAUGUUGGCCACCAUCAACGACUUCAACAGCUGGGCGCGCGAAGCGGGCAUCCAAGAACCGAGCCUUAUGAACUUUUGCGUCACCGAUGGCCAGAGCAUCAUCUGCACGCGCUACGUCUCGAGCAAGCACGACCAGGCUGCCUCGCUCUACUUUUCCUCCGGAACCAGCUUCUACGAACACUCACCAGGCACCUACAGGAUGGUCAAGACCGACAAGAGGGAGAAGAUCAUUGUCGUGGCCAGCGAGCCUUUGACGUUUGAAAAGGCCGACUGGAUGGAGAUCCCCACCAACACGCUGGUUUGCAUUACGCCCAAGAUGAACGUGCUUCAGUUGCCCAUCAUCGACGAGUAUGCGCUGGGUAAAGGCGAUCAGACGAUUCGAAGCCCGACCUUUGCCAUCAAGACGGGCUAUCCGCCGAGCAUGUCCGGCGCUACAGCUGCUGCUGCCGUUGCGGCGAAUGGCGUUGGUGCGAAAGAGGAUGUUGGUCUGUUGAUGUCCAAUCUCAGGUCAGCUCCUGUCAGAGGUUCGGCUGCUGUGCGAUAG
Sporisorium graminicola is the source of this 1083-nucleotide messenger RNA. RefSeq lists its product as uncharacterized. The transcript has a single exon. The record is from RefSeq and is a predicted model, not a curated record. The coding region runs from base 1 to 1083 and encodes 360 amino acids. NCBI's taxonomy places the organism in Eukaryota, Fungi, Basidiomycota, Ustilaginomycetes, Ustilaginales, Ustilaginaceae.